This is a messenger RNA of Cicer arietinum (chickpea), 1165 nucleotides long. RefSeq names its product glutathione S-transferase zeta class. NCBI's taxonomy places the organism in Eukaryota, Viridiplantae, Streptophyta, Magnoliopsida, Fabales, Fabaceae. Gene Ontology annotation, cellular component: cytoplasm. Gene Ontology annotation, molecular function: maleylacetoacetate isomerase activity; glutathione transferase activity. The record is from RefSeq and is a predicted model, not a curated record. Gene Ontology annotation, biological process: L-phenylalanine catabolic process; glutathione metabolic process.
AUUUGUGUUUUCAAUUUUUUAAAAUUGAAAAAGUUAUUUUUUCUAUAGAAAACGUUGAUUUUUUAUUUCUUAAUAAAGCACAGUUGUCGGUACACUUUGACCUUUUGGUCCAGGCCAACCGUCACCGUAACUUAAAUAAUCGUCAGCUUCGUUUUGAAGUUGGAAGAACGAGCACCGAACUUGGCUCCGGCAAGUCAAUGGCAAGCGCAAGCGUUGGCGAAGAAGAACAUAAUAAUAAUAAUAAACUGAUUCUGUAUUCAUAUUGGAGGAGUUCAUGUUCCUUCCGACUCCGAAUUGCUCUUAACGUCAAAGGGCUCGAAUAUGAGUACAAAGCUGUCAAUCUGUUGAAAGGAGAACAAUCUCAUCCUGAGUUUCUCCAGCUCAACCCUAUUGGUUUUGUUCCCGUUCUCGUCGAUGGUCCUGCUGUAAUUUUUGACUCUUUCGCCAUUAUUAUGUAUUUGGAGGAUAAGUAUCCUCAACAUCCUUUGCUACCCACUGAUAUUCACAAAAGAGCUAUCAAUUUUCAGGCUGCUAGUAUUGUUUCCUCAUCUAUACAACCUCUUCAUAACCUAAAUCUCCUGCAGAAAUACAUCGAAGAAAAAGUUGGCCCUGAUGAAAAGCUUCCAUGGGUCCAGAGUGUAAUUAGAAAAGGCUUCACAGCACUUGAAAAGCUAUUGAAAGAACACUCUGGGAGGUAUGCUACUGGAGAUGAAAUUUUCAUGGCGGAUAUAUUUUUAGCGCCUCAGUUACAUUCUGCAUAUAAGAGAUUCAACAUUCCCAUGAAUGAGUUCCCUAUUCUAUCAAAAUUACAUGAGACAUAUUAUGAGAUCCCAGCAUUUCGGGAGGCCUGGCCAGAGAAUCAGCCAGAUGCAGUAGGCGAGCUAAGUCAAUAAUUUGGCACUGAUAUGCGAUCCGAUGUUAGAUUGGAGCAAUUGCAGCAGGACCUGCUGAUUUUGCUUCUGGGUGUUGAAUUUGUAACAACGACAUAACAUACUUUAUGUAGCAAUAUGUUUGCCACGUACAAUAUCAUUGCACGUAUCAUGCACAACUGGGAUAAAAAUAUUUUAUGUAAUAUUAGAGAUUUGAGCUUCAAACAAUCAAAAUAUAACUUGAAUGAAUAAUGUUAUUUUCUUAUAGUAAACAAUUCUCCUGAAUUAAGUAUCAA